GUUUGUAGUCGUUGUUUCAAGUUUAACAUUCCAAAAACCAUGUCUUGCCUUCUCCACUCGCUUUCCCUCUCUCUCCUCCUCUUCCCCUUCUUCUUCUUCAUCUCCAUGGCCGAUCAAUCUAAUGAUACGCGUUACCCCAGCUGCCUUUCAUACAAUUGCGCAAACCUCACAAUCAGUUACCCUUUUUGGAGGCUCGACAGUGAAGCCCCUACCCAGUUUUGCGGUUAUGGAGGUUUUGGGAUCAAUUGCUCCAACAAUGUUCCAGUUGUUUAUUUCGGAAGCGAUUCUUAUUAUAUCCCUAACAUAAACUACGAAUCUAAGAGUAUUGUCCUUGUGGACUACGACGUUUCUCCCGUCGUCCCCGCCGUCGUCUGCCCGAGGGUACGCCAUAGCAUUGAUUGGGGAGAUAUGCCUUUCAAUUUCUGGGGGCAAAACGUUAACCUAAGUUUUCACUUUAAUUGCACCGGAGUACCUGAUUUUGCAAGAGAAAUACCGUGUUUGAGUACCUCUACUAAUAAGUCGUGCGUUAAUGAUUUGAAUUACGAGCCGGAGAAUUUCAGUUGGACUGUGUACUCCUGCGAUGAUGAGGUGGUAACAACGGUGUUCGAUGUAUUCAGUUCAACAAUGGCGCUGGAGACGGAGUUCAGUAGAGCCUUAAGACAAGGAUUUGAGCUAAAAUGGGGGAGGAUGGAGGACUGCCAAAAGUGUGAGGAGUCCGGUGGGCGCUGCGGUCAUAAUAACAGUACGACGGAGUUAAUGUGUUUUUGCUCCGGUGGUGCGAUCACUAUGGCUCAUUGUAAAGGGUCCGGAACUAAUUGGACGUUAAAACUUGUUCUCGGAAUUGUAUCAGCAUUUAUGACGAUUACGUUGGUACUCAUAGUAUAUUGCAUUAGCAAAUUCUCACCAAGCAAUUGUGUUGCAUUAUUUAAGCAUCAAACUGAGGACGAAAAAAGUGUUGAGGCCUUUGUCAUACAAUAUGGAUCCUUAAGUACGAAAAGAUACACUUAUGCUCAUAUUAAGAAGAUGACAAAUUCAUUUAGAGUCAAAUUAGGACAAGGAGGUUUUGGUACCGUGUUUAAAGGAAAGCUAUCGGAUGGACGUCCUGUGGCAGUAAAAGUUUUAAACUCAUUGAAAGCAAGUGGACAAGAAUUUAUAAACGAAGUUGCAAGCAUUGGUAGAACUUCUCAUAUUAAUAUAGUUACUCUUUUGGGAUUUUGUUUUGACUCUAAAAAAAGAGCUCUCGUAUAUGAGUUCAUGCCAAACGGAUCAUUAGAAAAGUUUAUACAUGGUCAUGUUCCUCUAAACACAAGCGAGCAUAUAGGAGUACAGAAGUUGUUUGAUGUAGCCCUUGGAAUAGCACGAGGUCUUGACUACUUGCAUCGUGGCUGCAACACUCGAAUUUUGCAUCUUGAUAUAAAGCCACAUAAUAUCCUCCUUGACGAAGAUUUUUGCCCUAAGAUAGCAGAUUUUGGGCUUGCAAAAUUAUACUCUAGGAAAGAGAGUAUUGUUUCCAUGAUUGAGGCUAGAGGCACCAUUGGGUAUAUUGCCCCUGAAGUUUUUAAUAGAAGCUUUGGAGGAGUCUCCCAUAAGGCUGAUGUUUAUAGUUAUGGGAUGUUGAUACUAGAAAUGGUUGGAGGAAGGAAAAAUGUUGACGCUGGUGUUGGUUCUGGGCAUACGAGUGAGAUAUAUUUUCCUUAUUGGAUUUACAACCGCCUAAAGAAGGAAGAAUUCGUAUUAGAUGGUAUAAUAAGUGUAGAGGAAAAUGAUUAUGCUAGAAAGAUGACAAUAGUUGGUUUAUGGUGUAUACAAACUGAUCCAAAGCAAAGGCCGUCGAUUAAUGAAGUGAUUGAAAUGUUAGAAGGAAGGUUGCAGGCAUUGGCAAUUCCACCAAAACCGUUCUUUUCUUCUCCUCCACGAUCACCACCCACCGCAUUUAGCACAUCGUAAGAAGUGAGCGGUGAGUACUGUAUUUCACAAAUGACAUGAUAUAUUAACACAAUCAAACUGUAUUUUUAUAUGAUAGCUCCACAUUUUCUUUAGAGGGAAAGUGUGAUGUAAAAUUUAUAAUUUUCUAACGAUUGGAGGUAUCUUCCUAUGCUUUAAGUUUUUUUUCAAACACUUUUUGUGGUUCAUUACGACAUCUUCAAUUGUGAAAAUAGCCUGCAUAGGUUGUAUUGUAAAACAUGUCAUUA
This is a messenger RNA of Lactuca sativa (garden lettuce), 2192 nucleotides long. RefSeq names its product LEAF RUST 10 DISEASE-RESISTANCE LOCUS RECEPTOR-LIKE PROTEIN KINASE-like 2.1. Gene Ontology annotation, molecular function: polysaccharide binding; ATP binding; protein kinase activity. The record is from RefSeq and is a predicted model, not a curated record. NCBI's taxonomy places the organism in Eukaryota, Viridiplantae, Streptophyta, Magnoliopsida, Asterales, Asteraceae. Gene Ontology annotation, biological process: protein phosphorylation.